AAGCCACAAACCAACCUUUUCUCAUAAUUACAUUAUUUUCAAUUUGUAUUAUUCGUUACUGUGUUUAAUGUUCAUUCAAUUGCUAUUUUGUCAAUUUUAAAUCAUAAUUAUUUCAAAUUAUUAACCUUUCUAAUACUUGUGAGCGAAAGCAAAAACAUGGCGAGAGGCAUUAGCACAGCGCCAGCUUAAAACACUAGUGUAUUAUGUUUUGCGCAUGCGCAAUUAUCACACACUUGACCACUAACUAAUGAUAUCAUGUUUCCCCGUUUCAUAAGUUUCGUGUUCCUGAGUCAAUGUGCAGAUUAUAUAAAUAUCUACGAGAGAACUGAAGCUAAAGCUGAGAAGGUCAACAUGUGGAGUGGCUGUCUUUUGUUGCUGUUGAUAUUUCUCACAUCUCUACCGUCAGCUACUCAAGCUGUGUGCUGCAAGUCGACUUUUUCAAUAUUUAGCACCACUUGCUGUGAUGACUUGUGUGUUGCAGAACGUGGAUUAGAUUACCUAUCAAACGAACCAAUUACAAAUUACUACUGUUUGAACAAGAACGCCAACCCUCACUGGAGAGAAUCUUGCAGUGGACAGCGAGAUACGAGCACGAAUGUUGUACAAUGCUGCAUUAGUGAAGCAAACUGCAACACUCAACUAUUCCCUCGUCUACCCAGUGAACCCAGUGAACCCACAGUACCAACAAACGUACCAACAACCAUUGCAUCAACAAAUGAACCAACAGCCAUGGCAUCAACAAAUAAACUAACGACCAUUGCAACAACAAAUGAAACUGCCGCAACAACUUCACCGACAAUCAUUUCACAGUCUACUAAUGAAGACUCUACCACUGAAGAAUACGUCUCGUCCACAACCAAUGAAGUAAUUGCUGCCACUGCAAGCAUCACAACAGAUGGCAAUUUGAUAGAGUGUGAGAAUAGAAUUGAAGGAGUUCCAUUAAAUGGACACCCUGGAUAUUGCCUCGGGAAGCGUUGCUAUGUGGAACUGAAUCGAUUGGGUAACUCGCGAGUGUGGGGCUGCGUGGAUGAAAGGUUUAUCAACUGCUCUGCAUAUAGUGAAUCAAAGAUCGUUUCUUGUUGCUCCUCUGUUGAUCGUUGUAACAACUUCCUGAGCCCAACGUUGCCAUCAGAAAGGACUGCCACUGCGGGGACUGCCACUAUGGGGACUGCCACUAAUGGGUCCACAACGCAGCAGACGUCACCAGACAGUGUCACAAGUGCAGGCAAUAUUCCGAACAAUUCUCUUACAUUCAUAUUAGUGACUAUUAUCGUAGUUCUCGCUGUGGCGUUACUGAUCAGCAUAACUGGAUUCCUUGUAUACAUUUUAUGGAGAAAGCACACUCAAACCAAAGUCAUCAUCACAGGCUUCACAGGCCCAUACCCAGAAUCAUCGAGUGAUGUAAUGACAUCAUCGGCUGAUUCUAGUAAAGUUGAUCUGGACACCAGCCUGUAAUUAAACUUCAAGAGACUUUGGUAUAGCUCUUAAUCAAUGUUUUGUUUUUUGUGUUUCAUGUCUCCCCUUGUUCUGCCAACACUUUGUUUUUACAGGUCACCAUUAAUUUCGUUACUGUGGUGCAUUGUUUAGCUUGUUUACUAUCAAAUAUCCAUGAUGCUCCA
This is a messenger RNA of Halichondria panicea, 1619 nucleotides long. RefSeq lists its product as uncharacterized. The transcript is spliced from 4 exons. The record is from RefSeq and is a predicted model, not a curated record. Bases 256 to 1455 code for a protein of 399 amino acids. NCBI's taxonomy places the organism in Eukaryota, Metazoa, Porifera, Demospongiae, Suberitida, Halichondriidae.